Molecule: messenger RNA, 975 nt
Organism: Lodderomyces parapsilosis
Lineage: Eukaryota; Fungi; Ascomycota; Pichiomycetes; Serinales; Debaryomycetaceae
Gene: DLH1
Product: recombinase
Exons: 3
Coding region: 1-975 (324 amino acids)
Biological process (GO): mitotic recombination; DNA repair; chromosome organization involved in meiotic cell cycle
Cellular component (GO): nucleus; condensed nuclear chromosome
Molecular function (GO): ATP hydrolysis activity; DNA strand exchange activity; single-stranded DNA binding
Source: RefSeq, a predicted model, not a curated record
AUGAGUUUUACUGAACAAGUACAAUCGAUUGACCUCCUCCAGGAUCAAGGAAUCAAUGCAGGUGAUAUCUCCAAGUUGAGAUUAGCAGGGAUUUGCUCUAUUGCCUCUGUUUUAUCAACCACAAGAAGAAACCUUGCCAAGAUCAAGGGGUUGAGCGAGGUCAAAGUUGAAAAGAUAAAAGAAGCUGCUGGGAAGAUUCAGACCACAGGUUUUGUUUCUGCAAGUGUUGUUGCUGAGCUUCGUGAAAACGUAUUCAAGAUAACUACUGGCUCUAGUCAAUUUGACGAGAUGUUGGGAGGUGGUGUAACCUCUAUGAGCAUCACUGAAGUUUUUGGAGAGUACAGAUGCGGUAAAACUCAAUUAUGCCAUACGUUGUGUGUUGCGGCGCAGUUAACUAAAAGCCUCGGUGGUGCUGAGGGGAAAGUUGCAUUCAUUGAUACUGAGGGUACUUUCCGUCCAGAGAGAAUCAAGGCUAUUGCUGAGAGAUUCGAUGUUGAUCCAAUGGUUUGUCUUGAAAAUAUAUCAUACGCCAGAGCUUUAAACAGUGAGCAUCAAAUUGAAUUGGUGGAACAAUUAGGCUCUGAAUUGGCAACUGGAUCUUACAGGUUGUUAGUUAUUGACUCCAUUUUGGCUUGUUUUCGAGUUGACUAUUCUGGUCGAGGAGAGUUGAAUGAGAAACAACAAAAAUUGAAUCAACAUUUGGCUUACUUGACAAGGGUUGCUGAAGACUAUAAUGUUGCCGUCUUUUUAACAAAUCAGGUUCAGAGUGACCCUGGUGCUAGUUCUUUGUUUGCUGCUGCUGAUGGAAGAAAACCGGUCGGAGGUCAUGUUCUUGCUCAUGCAUCAGCUACCAGAAUCUUAUUGAGAAAAGGUCGUGGUGAUGAAAGGGUUGGAAAGUUGUUGGAUAGUCCAAACAUGCCUGAGAGCGAGUGUGUAUAUGUUAUUGGUGAAGGUGGUAUUAAAGAUAGCGAGUAA